CACACACACACACACACACACACACACACUAUUGUAAUCUCUAACACAGUCAGGGUAAAGAUCAGCAGAACUUCAGCAUCAGCAGCUCGCGCUGUCUCUGAUCAUGAACAGACGUCUGCUGCUGGUGUCCAACUCCACGCUGUAUGGAGGAGGAUAUCUCCAGCACUGUCAGAGCCACAUCUCGGACUUCUUCGGAGAACAGGUGAAGAGGAUCCUGUUCGUCCCGUACGCUCUACACGACCGAGACCAGUACACCAAGACGGCCCGGGACAAGCUGAACAGUCUGGGUUAUGAGGUGGACAGUGUUCACGAGGCUGCAGACCCCGUCGAGGCCGUGCGUAAAGCCGAGGCUAUAUUCAUCGGUGGAGGAAACACGUUCCGUCUGCUCAAAGCUCUAUACGAUAACAACCUGGUGACGGAAAUUAAAAAAAGAGUUCUUCAGGAUGGAGUUCCGUACAUGGGUUCGAGUGCUGGUACUAACGUGGCCACUGUGAGUAUAAACACCACUAACGACAUGCCGAUCGUUUACCCGCCGAGCUUCUCCGCCAUCGGCCUCGUCCCGUUCAACAUCAACCCUCACUACCUGGACACAGACCCUCACAGCAGGCACAUGGGGGAAACACGUGAGCAGAGAAUAACUCAGUAUCAUGAGGAGCUGAACACACCGUGUGUGCUGGGUCUGAGAGAAGGGUCCAUGCUGCUGGUGAAAGGAAACACCGCCACGUUACUCGGCACCACCAGCGCCCGACUCUUCCAGCGGGGGAAGGAGGCGAGUGAACACCAGCCUGGAUGUGAUCUGAGCUUUCUCCUGACUGACACACACUAACUCAUUAAAGAGCAGAACUGAUUUAUAAACCUGCAGCCAGCUGUAAGAAUACAAAUACUAAUUUAAGACUAAAGUAAAAAUAUAAAUGUGUGAAAUAAAGUUUGUGAAAUUAGUAAAUUU
This is a messenger RNA of Clarias gariepinus (North African catfish), 946 nucleotides long. RefSeq names its product Alpha-aspartyl dipeptidase-like. The transcript has 9 exons. Gene Ontology annotation, molecular function: serine-type peptidase activity. Lineage: Eukaryota; Metazoa; Chordata; Actinopteri; Siluriformes; Clariidae. Gene Ontology annotation, biological process: proteolysis. The record is from RefSeq and is a predicted model, not a curated record. Bases 104 to 826 code for a protein of 240 amino acids.